UAGCACUUGGCAAACACGUACUGGAUAACCUGUGGUAAAGAGAGAGAAUUGUGAAGUUCUUCAGCUCACAUCAUCAUGUUCUUUCUUCCCGUGAUGCUGUUGCUCCUCUCUGGUGGCUCAGCCAGAGUUGUGUUGGAUUUUCAACAUGAAUGUAGUGGGGUUUUUCACCACAAUAUUCCACCAACAGUAUUUCCUGCACCUCGGUUCAGACAGAUCUGCCAAACUCUAAAUAAUGUUUAUCAUUAUGCCACACUUUAUGACACCAGCAACAAGAUCCCUGUGUACUCGGCCUAUGUGUUUACAGGGUGGGUGAAAUGCAUCAGAACUUCCAGCUGGUACAUUGAACCUCAGCUUGAAGGUCCUAAUGAAGACCCAAACAUGGCUCAGGAGAGAAUUCCGGUAGAAAAGCAAGCUUCUAAUAGAGAUUACAUAGGCUCUGUCUACCACAAAGGACACCUGGCUCCAGUCUCUCUUGCUAAUUCACAGCAGUGUGCUGAUGCCACAUUCACUCUUACCAAUGCUGCCCCUCAACACCCAUCAUUUAAUAGUGGUAAGUGGAGGGCGGUAGAAAGCAGUAUGAAUAAAACACUGUCUAGUCAAUGUACAGGACCAGCUUACAUUGUUACAGGAGUGGUACCAGGUAAUAAAAUCAUUAAGAACAGAGUGAGGGUGCCAAGUCAUUUUUGGACCGCAUUUUGUUGCCAAAGUAAUAUUCAGCUAAUUUCAGGGGCAGUUAUUGGAAAUAACUACAACGAAUUUCCUGUCCAAAUGACUGUGAGACAGUUAGAGACCAACUUGACAAACCAUUAUGGAGUUAAUUUUACUUUGUUUGAUAAUAAUUGCGGAGAAGCUGUCUAUGUUCCUGUGAUAAAUAAAGACAGACUUCGACAGUCCCGCUGCAAAAUUCAAAGAACCCAAGAUCGAAGAUGCCGCAUAGAAAAGAAGUGCGGAAAACGUAGAGUAUACUGCCGUAGAAACCUUCCAAGAGUGUCAGCUUUGCGAUUGAAUUAGUGAUAGAGGAGACAGAGAGUUGCUGUUUGUAAUGCAUUAUUUGUCUUAAGUGUUGAUUGUUGCAAACUAAAGCCUUUGGAUAUGUUAUAUUUCAAAUUAAAUCAAUGAUUUUUCUGAUUCAGAUUAUUUGUUAUUCUCGUCUUCUACUUUAUUAAUUCAAUAAAUAAUAACUCCGCUUGUUAUGCUGAAUGUUCAUGAUGAUCAAAAAUGCAAAUAA
Molecule: messenger RNA, 1228 nt
Organism: Triplophysa rosa
Lineage: Eukaryota; Metazoa; Chordata; Actinopteri; Cypriniformes; Nemacheilidae
Product: endonuclease domain-containing 1 protein-like
Exons: 3
Coding region: 76-1011 (311 amino acids)
Molecular function (GO): metal ion binding; hydrolase activity; nucleic acid binding
Source: RefSeq, a predicted model, not a curated record